Messenger RNA from Drosophila serrata, 1141 nucleotides. RefSeq names its product midkine and pleiotrophin 2 (gene miple2). The record is from RefSeq and is a predicted model, not a curated record. Gene Ontology annotation, molecular function: growth factor activity; heparin binding. Gene Ontology annotation, biological process: mesoderm morphogenesis. Gene Ontology annotation, cellular component: extracellular region. Lineage: Eukaryota; Metazoa; Arthropoda; Insecta; Diptera; Drosophilidae.
UAAAGUUACUCUCUAUGGCCGAUCGCGAGCCGCAAUCCACCAGUCUUCCAGUCGGCAGUUUCUUCAAAGCAUUUCCUCGCCUUCUCGUAGUCAGUGAACCCUGCGUCUGAGCUUAAAACUUAAAUCCACAUCGCAUAUGUCCGGACAUUCCCUCUCUGAGAUUUGAAUCCCCGAACGGAGCUAUGAAUCUCUUUCUAAUAUUGACGACGGUUUCGCAAUUGGUGCUAGUAGUACUGGCACAGAUCCCACCAUCAAGUGACAGCGAAGAUGGAGUUGCUGGGAUCCACCUGGUAAUGAAGACGGAGGAGGGUGCAGUGCUACUCCGGCGUCCAGUUCGUGGGGCUGUGGAGGAGGAGGCACCGGCCACUCCCGUCACCAACGGGAAUGGAGACACCCACCGGCUGAGGAACAACCGCAAGAGGAAUAGGUCUCAGGACCACAAACCGGGCAACAAGAAGCCUCUUGCUGCGGAGAAUGCCAGUGCACCGCCUCCGCACUCGCAUCCAAAGCACAAGCAAGGACACAAGAAUGCGGAGAAGCCACCUCGACAGGGAAACAAGAAGCAGCAGCAACAGCACGGCCAUCAGCAUCAGCUCCACCAUGGAGCAGGCAAGAGAGCAGGACCCACGCCGAGAACGCAGAAUAAUGGCUCCACUUGUCGAUACGCCAAGAGCGCUUGGUCCAACUGCGACGCCAAGACCAACAUUCGCACCCGAGUCCUGUCCCUGAAGAAGGGGGAGCAGAACUGCUUGCCCACACGGACCAUACAGAAGAAGUGCAAGAAAGGCUGCCGCUAUGAGAAGGGCGCUUGGUCGCCAUGCAACGCCGGACAAAUGACCAGGGAGGACAAGGUCCAGCCGGAGGCAGUCGGCGGCAGUGACCAGAACUGCGAUCCUGUGCGCACCGUUAACAAGAAGUGCAAGGCCAAUGGCAGCGCUGGAGCCGGAAAACAACACGGACCGAACCUUUCCACAAAGGAUAGGAAGCAGAAGGAGAAAGCUGCUCGUCGCAUUUCGUCGCACGAUUAAUUAACAUUGUAAUUAAGCAUUUUAUGCACUGAAAACAGAUGCAUUGCAUUUUAUAAGUGGUUUAGAUGGUAGAUCCUACAUUUUUGUAAAAACAAUCCAAUCCAAACAUCAGA